Messenger RNA from Cylindrotheca closterium, 5880 nucleotides. Lineage: Eukaryota; Bacillariophyta; Bacillariophyceae; Bacillariales; Bacillariaceae. The record is from the annotation of a GenBank genome assembly.
AUGGAGGAGCUACCCGACACGAUACAAGUCAACAUCAAGAACAAAUUUACAAGUCUGUCGAAAGAUUUGAUCGUUUACGUUUCUGAUGACGUUAAUUUGUAUCAACACAUAUAUGAUAAUCCAUCUGUCCACGGUGCCUACGUCCGAACAUGGCCAGCAGACGUGGUGUCAGCAGUGAAAGGUGGGGCAAGCACAAUCAUUUGUUCAAUCGAAAAUACGCCGAUCGUCCUUUCCCUGGCUCAGAUGAAGAGCACAACUACGAAAGAGCUCUAUCAUCACGUUGCCAAGGCUGGGAUCCUCUACAACAUCAAUUUUGUUCUGGAAGUUGUGAGAGCUGAUUCGUUGGCAGACGAAAUGACUAUUAAUAGCGACGCCAUGACUGAGGAUGAGCUCGGAUCAACCAAUGAAUAUCCAAUACUCGGAGAAAUUCCUUCGGAAUCCGUUCUAUCGAAUGCGACAGAAACCAUGAAUAUCAAAAUCCAGAAUCAAUUCACUUUGCGAUCUACUGUAUUGGAUAUCAAAAUAUCGCAAGAUGCAACUAUCUUUGAUGAGAUCUACGACAAUCCUGCUCUACUGGAGGCUCAAAUCAGAAAUUGGUCCUCUGAUAUUGUUGCUGACAUCAAGAAUAAAUCAAAAGCAAUCGUUGCUUCGGUCUCUGGCACUCCGAUGAGAAUUUCAAUUGCCCAAAUGAGAAAGAAGUCAACAAAACAAUUGCAAGACUUCGUAUCGCAAGCUGCACUGAAGCAACACCCGCAGCUUAUCCUUGGUAUUGUGAAAUCAGAUCAAAUCCUAGAAAUUGAUGCUAAGUUGGAAUUGCAAGAGACUACCAAAUCUUUAGAGGAUUUCAAAGUGGGCGCUCUUCCGACCAAAGAGGGCGCUCUUGACGAAAUUAUCGAGAUAGGUGCAACUGACUUGGAUAGAUCUAUCUAUUUUGACAAUGAAGAGUUAAUCGACGCGAACUUUGUACAAGGAACAAAGGGCAAGGAUGACGACGAAAUGCAAGACAGCACCGACCUUGAGACGGUUUCAAGCGUUCACGAAGAUGAUGAAACUAUCGUGGCUGGGAAUGGAACACCAAAAACAACGCCUCAAUCACAGCACGACACACCACUCAGUCACCAAAUCCCAAGCAGUAAUACGCCUUCGAAAGAUGAAAUCGAUGGCGCAAGGAACGAGGACACAUCAUUCAUUGCGGCUUUGGAUUUCGACACCUCAAAAGAUCUCGGACAAAAAACAAAUUACGAUGACUUAUUUCCUGAAGAUCAGACUGGAUUUGAGAUCACUUUUGACCAAGGGGUAGACGAUGUGUUCCAAGUCUCGAUCACAGAGGAAAGAUUGGACAGAACCGAAGGCAACCCAAGUCGCGAGAAGGCGAAACAAAUCGAUGAACAGGCAAAUGUUGAAGAAGAGAAAGAGACAAAGAAUGAGAAAGAUUACGAUGAAAGUGACACGGUGUUGGCGAAAGAUGAAGAAAGCUCUGCAGGAGACGUGUCGACAGCAGAUGCCACUGAGAACCAAAUGGAGACUGAAGCAUCAUUUGCCCCAAGGUCUCAGCUUGAUACAGAUACUGUGGACAUUGAGUCGCUUUCUCCGGCGGUCGAAGUAGUUGUACACUAUCAAACGGAAGAGUCGGACGAAGGGAUUAAGCUAGGGGUAGAAAUAUCACCUGAAGACGCAGCUCCAGUUGAAUCAAAACCAAUUGCUGCAGAUGAAGAAGCUGCUCUCAUUGCUGGAGAGGAGGAGAAGGAAGCUGCACGAAUUGCAUCAACGAAGAUACAAUCUCGGGCUCGUGGAAUUGCGGUUAGAUCAAGCCAGUCAUUCCGCCAUACUCAAGCUUCUGUUAUCCAGAAAGCAUUCCGUGGGUCUAUUGCUCGGGUAUCUCAUGGCCGUAACGUAUUGGCCUCAACGAAGAUACAAUCUCGGGCUCGUGGAAUUGCGGUUAGAUCAAGCCAGUCAUUCCGCCAUACUCAAGCUUCUGUUAUCCAGAAAGCAUUCCGUGGGUCCAUUGCUCGGGUAUCUCAUAGCCGUAACGUAUUGGCCUCAACGAAGAUACAAUCUCGGGCUCGUGGAAUUGCGGUUCGAUCAAGCCAGUCAUUCCGCCAUGCUCAAGCUUCUGUUAUUCAGAAAGCAUUCCGUGGGUCUAUUGCUCGGGUAUCUUAUAGCCGCAACGUAUUGGCCUCAACGAAGAUACAAUCUUGGGCUCGUGGAAUUGCGGUUCGAUCAAGCCAGUCAUUCCGCCAUGCUCAAGCUUCUGUUAUCCAGAAAGCAUUCCGUGGGUCUAUUGCUCGAGAAAACAGCCGUAACGAAUUGGCCUCAACGAAGAUACAAUCUCGAGCUCGUGGAAUUGCGGUUCGGUCAAGCCAGUCAUUCCACCAUGCUCAAGCUUCUGUUAUCCAGAAAGCAUUCCGUGGCUCUACUGCUCGGGUAUGUUACAGCCGAGACGUGUGUGCCAUAAUCAAAAUACAAAAUCUUGGACGUCGAUGGAUCGCAAAGCAAAGACUUGCGAAAUGCGAGCGUGCAGCAUUGAAGAUACAAUAUAUUGCCAGGCAGAGAGCAAGUAAGAAACUCACCUCUCAUCGACAACAAGAAGUGGAGAUUGAAGAAUCACGGAAGAAUGGGGCAUGCAAACUUCAAUCGGUCUACCGUGGACACAAGGCACGGAGAGAUGUUGAUUCCCAACACUUGGCGGCCGCUAAAAUUCAAUUUGUAUGUCGGGCAUGGCUGGCGGCCAAAAGGGAGGAAAGAAUGCCAAGUCUUGGACGUCGAUGGAUUGCAAAGAAAAUGCUGGCGAACCGCGAUCGUGCUGUAUCGAAGAUACGAUCUAUUGCACGACAGAGAGGAAGUAAGAAAAAGACCUCCGAUCGACAGCCAAAAGUGAAGAUUGAGGAGCCACGGAACAAUGGGGUAUGCAAACUUCAAUCGAUCUACCGCGGAAAUAAGGUGCGAAGAAAUAUUAAUUCCGAACGCAUGGCAGCAGUUCAAAUUCAAAAUGUAUACCGAGCAAGGGUGAUGGCGAAAAGAGAGGAAAUGAUAAGUGCUGAAAAAGAAGCAAAGCUGAAGGCGGAAGAAGGGGCAAGAAUCAGAUCCGAGGAGGCAACCCGGGUAGCAGAUGAGGCCCAGACCAAAGCUGAAGAAGAGGCAGAAAUCAGGGUUGAAGAGGAACCUAGACUUACAGCUGAGGCUCAAGCGAAGGCAGAAAAUGAGGCGAGUUUGGAAGAAACGCUUUUUCGCUUGAAAGCUAAGGAGGACGCUAGAUUGAAGGAGGAGGAAGAAGCCAGAUUGAAAGUCGAAGAAGAAACAAGGGUUGUAGCAGAAGCUCAGGCCAAGGCGGAAAUUGCAAUCGCCACGUUGGAGCUCGAAGAGGAAGCCAGACUGAAGGCCGAUGAAGAAGCCGAAGUCGAAGAGGAAGCCAGACUUAAGGCCAAGGUCGAAGAGGAAGCUAGAUUGACGUCCCUUGACCAGACAACCACUACGUUUGACGACUCUGAAGGGAUUGAAGUGGAAUAUCCCUCGGCAGAUCAUGAAGCCCAUCAAUGUGCUGAGGAGAUGCAGGAAGCCAUCUAUAGUUCUGUAGCCAAAGAAAUCAAAUCGGCUUCUAUGCGGGAGGAAAAUGAAAUUAUCUUGAAUUCAGAUGCAGCCCAUGAAGAGUCUGAUUUAGUUGAUGUAAAUAAUGAAAACGACGAAGCUGCUGUUCAUUUGAUAUCCGCUGCUAUGGAGAGCUCAGAAACGCAGACUCAAACAGAAACCACUGAGGUAGAGGAUAGUGCAAAGCAACAGGAAGACGAUGCCGUGAGUCACGAGGCACUUGUGGACGAAACCGAAACUACAACGAGUCAGGUUGUUGAAAAGGUAUCUGAAGAUGACUCGGAUAGUAAGAUGUCAAGAACUAUUGAUGUAUCCACAGGCAGCAGUGAGUCCAGAAAGCAAGAAGGUGAUUCAGUUUUCGAGACGCAAACAGCAGUACACACGAUGCAUAGCUGCGAAACAUUUGGAAUCAACAACAGAAAGCCAUCGUCGAAUGAACUUGCUACCAGCGAAACCAGCAGUGCAGCUUCGACUAAAUGCGAAGCUAUAGUGCCUAGCGAUACACGAAACACGACAGAAGAUGGAACGGGGAGUAGUAUAGUCCCGAUGGUAACAAUGGCAGGAGUGUAUGUCAACCACGUCAGGCCGGAAGUUUCCAAACCACAUAAUGAUAACUUGGCUCCUGAAGAUAGUGGAACCGAAAACAAGAGCGAGCACAAGGUUGGACUUUCGACUUCGUCACAGCACUCCCAGACUGAAAACAAUUCGAUUAGCCUUGACACAAUCGAUAGGGUCGUCAUGGGAGUUCAAGAUAAAAGACGCCAAGCUGCUGGCGAUACAGCUGUAUCGCACAACCAAGGGAAGAGAGAAGAGAACGAAAGAGAGGAGAGCGAACAAAAGGUGACGGUUUCGUCCUCUGAAGAACUCUAUGGAGACACAAAUUCGACUAGUAUGGACACCAUCGACAGGAUCGUCAUUGGACUAGACAACAAUAGCAAAAGAGAUGUUGCUAGCUCAAAUGCAGCAUCGUCCCAAAGCCGCGAGAAACGAGACGAAUCGACGAUGAGCACUUGUAAGCCCAACAAUAGUACCACGCAAGUCGCGGCAUUCAAUCGUGACCAGGUCCCAGGCACCCCUGAAGGAACACAAGAGCGAAAUCCAGAGUCUCCCAAAUCACACAAGGCUUCGAGCACAGCACCGUUACCAGCGAUAGUUACAACCAGAAACAGGGACGGCCGGCAAGCAUCGCAAGCAGCCAGCGUCUGUUCUUCAUUGAAUACUUCCCCCUCAUACUACGACAAAUUUGAUAGCAAGAUUGGAAGUAAAAUGAUUUUGAAAGCGCUGCAUACACCAGUUAGCGAGGAAAAAUCUUCCAAAGACUUGUUGACUUUAAGCGAUGACGACCAGUCAAGUAAACCCGAGACGGCAUCAGUGACCAGCAAGGUAUCACUCAAGGAUGAUAUCGUAAUCCUAACCGCAAGAUAUGAAGUGUUUGCAAAGCAACUCCAGUCACUAGUAGUACAUUCCAAUGAAUUCCAUAAAGCAAUCUGCGAAAAAGAGAAAACGCAGGCAAAGUUCUUUGAUGAGUGCACGUCGAUGACGAAUGGAACCCCACUACAUCUUGAUAUUGGCAAGAACGAGAUCCCAGAAUCUGCAACCAUGUCUUAUGCAAAAGCUCAAGUCGACGACAUGAUCACUCCCAGAUCUAUGUCGUCCGUUCAUGCACUUGCCCGAAUAUUCUCCUCCGAUAGCUCAACAGAAUACCAGCAACAUAUUUUGGCAUAUGUCGGAGCAUGGACUGAAGCCGUCACCUCGAAGGUCGAAGCCGAGUUGCAAACCUAUGACAAGCUCGAGGAAACACUAUAUCACUACGAAGUGAAGGUUGAUGAGCUGCGUAAAAAAUCUAAAGGAAAGACCUCCACGCAACUGACACGGAACUACAAGAAACUGGCCACCGCUGGUCAAAAGAGAGAUGAACAGCUUGAGAAGGCAUGCUAUUUGCUGAAAGCGGUAGUUGACAACAGUUGGAAAGACCUAUAUCCACUCAUCGAGCAAACCAUGGUAUGGGAGUUGAACCGUCGAGAUGGGCAAGUUGACACUAUGGGAACGAUGCUACCAAAGAGCAUGGCCAACAUGAAGGAAAACAUUAAGUCUGGAAAAACAUUACCAGCACCAGAUCAAGAAUCGCUGGAAGCCGAACUUAAUACACAGACUCGCGAGAAUAGGAAGCUCCAAUAUCGUAUUAACAAGCUCGAGGCGAUAUUACGAAGUGACGAUUGGUCGAGCAAGAAUGAAAUGAUUUCAAAGCUCAGUAGCUUCAAAAUGAGUCCCACAGGAAGGAAAACUGCUGAGUAG